Aspergillus welwitschiae is the source of this 1122-nucleotide messenger RNA. Its product is annotated as PHD finger protein. The record is from RefSeq and is a predicted model, not a curated record. The transcript has 2 exons. The coding region runs from base 1 to 1122 and encodes 373 amino acids. NCBI's taxonomy places the organism in Eukaryota, Fungi, Ascomycota, Eurotiomycetes, Eurotiales, Aspergillaceae.
AUGGCCGUCAGAAAAACACGCACAGGACGUCUUGCGCGUGCUGCACAAGGCGAAAGACAUUCCGUUCGCUCAUCCCCAGUGAAGUCCCCAAGGACCAAUCCGACAAGGACUGGCCGUCAACGCGUGACACAGGAAAGUCUCAACCAGCCUGACGAACUGCUCUUGCCCCGAACCACGUCAUGGUCUGACACCCUUGCUGCGGUUGAAAAGCAAUCCCUUGGAACCCAGAUACAUGAAUACAAAGAAUGGAGGCGAAAUGGAUCGGCACACGAAGAUUACUGCCGUAUUUGUCAAGCGGAUGGGGGAAGGCUCGGGUCAUGUUCAACCUGUCGACUCGCCUUCCAUGCUGAUUGUAUUCCAGCAGGUUGGCUGCGCGAUUCCCGAGAUUCACUCUUUUGUCCCAUAUGCGUCCGGCGCGGUUGGCAUACCGCUCCUCCUCCAUUGACACCACCGGGUUCACCACCGCCGGUAGAACAGGAAGAUUCUGCAUCUGCUGCAAUUCCGGCUACGUCAGUGCUUGAUCCAGGCACAAAUCCUUCGUCAAAUACACUCUCUCAUAUUGGCACCUCGGGCAGACCCUCAGGUGUCUCUUCAGUACAGCAAGCUCGAACGGGUGAUAGACAGGAUAUAUCGGCUGGCGACUCUACUACCCCCAAACCACUAUAUAACCUCCUUGGUAAUGAUGAUGAAGCCACAGACGAUAUCGGAACACCCCAACGACCGCGACGUCAGAGCAAGUCUCGGUAUGCAAACCUGCCAACGGAAGUAGAUACAGCCCUGUCGGUUCUAUACCGAGAGCUCGAGUCGAAUGAAUCCCUCAGGAGGGAAGUUGAGGAGCUACACAGCGAGAAUACAAAAUAUAAUCAAACUAUUAGAAUUCGCGAUCUCAGUAUCAUCGCUCUACGCAGAGAAUUGGACUAUCGACGUUCUUCAGAACAAGAGAUGGAAAUACUGCGAGCCACGGCUACUCAACUGGAGAAUGCCAAAAAGGAGAUCCAGGAGCUACGGGCUAGAAACGAAGCUUUGAAUGCGGAAUUACAAACUUCGAGACAUGAGACGACGGAGGCUCAGGCGCUUGUUCAAGACUGGAAGGCAAAGCUCUCACAACUUAUUGGGAAUUGA